Messenger RNA from Rhinichthys klamathensis goyatoka, 1030 nucleotides. It is a transcript of the gene hmbox1b, whose product is annotated as homeobox containing 1 b. Gene Ontology annotation, molecular function: double-stranded telomeric DNA binding. The annotation marks the transcript as partial. Gene Ontology annotation, cellular component: nucleus. The transcript is spliced from 5 exons. The record is from RefSeq and is a predicted model, not a curated record. Lineage: Eukaryota; Metazoa; Chordata; Actinopteri; Cypriniformes; Leuciscidae. Gene Ontology annotation, biological process: positive regulation of DNA-templated transcription.
UGACGUCAGCACGGCUGCUGUCAGUCAGACAAAGACAGUCAGUCAGUCAGUCAGGGCGAGUCUUCCUCACAACAUCACAUAAAAUAUCAUCUUCAUCACCUGACAGAGCGCAUUAAAUGAUCUGCUGCGCUGAGAUAUUGUGUAUUUUCCUCAUUCCAGAAUGUCUCACUACACAGAUGAGCCACGCUUCACCAUCGAACAGAUCGACCUGCUCCAGAGACUGCGGCGUACAGGUAUGACCAAACCCGAGAUCGUGCACGCCCUGGACACCCUGGAGCGACUCGACCGCGAGCACGGGGACAAAUUCGGCCGGCGCGGACCGUCGGACUCCAACGCCACCACCUCCAGCACUACACCCACCUCAAAUAACACUAGCAGCGCCACUUUGGCAACCUCCUCCACCACUUCCACAGCGACGCAGACGCAGUUCCACGGUAACUUAUCGCCAUCGCCCAACAACAGUUAUGCUACAUCUCCGCCCGCCGUUUUACCAUCGCCGGUGUCUCUGGUCGCCAUGGUCCAGAAUGGGCGGGACGCUUUGGCGGCCACACCCAAUGGGAAACUAUCACCGAACCGUUGCCCGGUAAACAGUGCGGCGGCAAUGAGGUCGUACGGGCUGGAGGGGUCAGAGGAGGACCUGGAUAUAGACGACAAGGUGGAGGAGCUCAUGAGGCGGGACAGCACCCUGGUGAAGGAGGAAAUCAAAGCCUUUCUGGGCAACAGACGCAUCUCUCAGGCUGUGGUGGCUCAGGUCACAGGCAUCAGUCAGAGCAGAAUCUCUCACUGGCUCCUUCAGCAGGGCUCAGAUCUCAGCGAACAGAAGAAACGAGCUUUCUACCGCUGGUACCAGCUUGAGAAGACCACGCCAGGUGCCACACUAAAUAUGCGACCCACCCCUGUAUCCCUGGACGAGAUGGAGUGGCGUCAGACUCCGCCCCCCAUAAGCUCCGCCCCCCGGAAGCUUUCGUCUGCGCAGAGGCAGUCGAUUCACCUGGAGGAAGGAAUGUCUUGCUGUGAUGGAGAGGUGAGA